GACACGCCCAGGAAGUAGCUUACGAAAUAGUGCGAGGGUUACAGUGGAUCUAACAAGAGGAGUUGAGAAAUCGAUGGAUUAAAAUUGGCAUGCUAUGCUUUUUUCUUUAAAUUAUAAUUUAGGAUAGGCUACUUGAGAGAGCAUUCUAACACAGAAAAUCAUAAUGUUUGGAAAUGGCGGGAGUCUUUAAUUGUGUAGCUAAUUUGAGAUUAACCCAGCAGUACACGCUUUAGCCAGAAAAAAAUCAACAGGUAUCGUUAGCCAAUAGAUUGCUCUCGUGUUUACUUAACGCUGGCCCUCGAUACCAAAUGGGAAUACGUUGCUAAUAUUUCACUUUUCUUCACUCUUCCUUUCAACUAACUUUCGGAUUUACCAAAUAUGACGCCUGACCUCCUGAAUUUCAAAAAGGGAUGGAUGUCAAAAUUGGAUGAAAAUGGAGAGUGGAAGAAACACUGGUUUGUCUUGACUGACGCUGGCCUGAGGUACUAUAGAGAUUCUGGAGCAGAAGAGAAAGAUGACCUGGAUGGGGAUAUUGACCUGAAGUCCUGUGUAAAAGUGUCCGAGUAUGACGUGGAGAAGAAUUAUGGUUUCCAGAUUCACACACGAGAGGCAGUGUUCACAUUGUCAGCCAUGACGGCUGGGAUCAGGAGGAAUUGGAUCGAGGUCCUGAGGAAGAGUGUGCGGCCUAGUAGCUCACCUGACCUCACACAACUUCCUGACAGCAACAGUGAUAAGGAAAACUCUCACUCGCGCUCCCUGUCGUCAGCACGUCGCCACCUUUCCCACUCCCACACUGACGGAGGGUCCUCUGGCUCCACCCACCGCCGGUUUGACUAUGUGGAGCUGUCUCCAGUGGCCACGCCCACCAACCCGGGAUCGACCACCCAGAGAGAGGCUGGUGAGGGUCAGGUGCGGGAAAGCGGCUCUUGGCGGGAAGAGGAGCAGACCAGGGAGGCCACCAGCCAAUGGGAGGCCGUGCUGUCACGGAAAGGCCCGGGCCAGGGUGGCGACAGCAGGCAGAGUAUCGAGCAGGACAUCGAGAGGAAGUGGGCGGAGUUUGAGCGGCUGCCGCUGAAGGAGAUGAGAUCGUUGCCGGCGACGGGGUCACGGUCGACUUCAGGACAGAUGGCCAACGAGGCGCUACAGAGGGAGGUAGUGGCGUCUCUGAGGCAACAGCUGGAGCAUUUGAAGAAGGGGGGCGAGGGAGGGGGUGGAAGAGGAGGAGGGAGUGGGGGUAAGGAGGAGAGAGGAGGAGGAGGGGGAGGAGGCGGCGGCGGCGGCGGGGGUGAGUGUGGGCCACUGGCACCGUGUGGGCGAAGCCUGCGAUCGAUGGAGCUGGCCCACCGGCAUGCCCUGGAGGAGCUGCAGAGGCAACAUGCACGGGAGAAGCAGGAGCUGCAACAGGAGAGGGACCGGCUGCUCCAGGAGGAGACCCAGGCAACUGAAAAAGCGAUGGAGGUCAUGAAGAAGGCCCACAGAGAGGAGUUGGAGCGUGAGCUGGAAAAGGCUCGCAGGCUGGGCUCUGGUGGGACAGACAGGCAGUCCUUGAGCACACAGCAGCGGGCGGAGACUGCAGCGCUCCAACGGGAGCUGCAGGGCCUCUCGGAGCGCUACUCCCAGAAGUGCCUGGAGCUGAACCGCGUCAAGCACAGCGGCCAGGAGCGCGAGCGGGAUGUCAGCCACAGAGAGCGAGACAUGGAGCUGCUCAAGCAGGAGAACCAGGACCUGCAGGCACGCCUCAUGGAGGAGAUCAACCGCAUGCGCUCCUUCGUCACAGGUCAGGGGUUGGAGGGCAUCGCAGACUGCAACAGAGAAAGGAAAGCCUGUGAGCUGGAGGUGCUCCUGAGAGUAAAGGAAAGCGAGGUGCAGUACUUGCACAAGGAGAUAAGCUGCCUGAGGAAUGAACUGCAGUGUCUUAACUUGGAGAAGCACUCUGCUUGUGAGCGCUAUAAGGAGGUGCUCGAGGAGCUGAGCGGCAUGAAGAGCAGGAGUGAGCGGGAGAUCCAGAGCCUCCGGGAGCACCUGAAGCUGGCCAUGGCUGCCCUGCAAGAGGGCCAGCGGCUGGGCAACAGCCUGGAGCACUGAUGCCCUGAAACUCCUCUAUAACAGGCUGGUCAAGAGCAUGCUGUUUAAAGGAGGACUUAAAGCCUUGAGGACAUCAUUUCAUGGCGAUGCGGAUGUUGCAAGUGCCUUUGCUUUCCAGUCAAAUCAGCCACUCAGCUGCAAAGACUUGUCAGCCGAUCAGUCACACACUGGGUUGCCCAAAUAUGCACUUUUAAAAAAGUUUUUUUUGUGUGUGUGUGUGUGUGUGUGUGUGUGUGUGUGUGCACGCGCGUACAUGUGAAUGCUUGCCCGCAUUUGCACGUGUAAGAGAGAAAGUAUGGGAGCAAUAACGUUGGUCUGAGUCUGAACUCCUAUAUGGCACAAGUGACCUACAAACUGGACUAUUCUAGAUUUCCCCCAUGUCCCCAUCUGAAUUGACUGGAUGCUGUUCUAGCUGUGUAUGAUAGUCAGAGGACCAAAAGAUUUUAAGAUUCUGUACAUGUUUUUCUCUGUGAAAACAACUCUCACAAAACAUCCCCUUGACAUUAUUUCCAGACUUGUCUGAAAGCCAUUUCCAUCAAAAAUAGUUGCUGAGACUUUCUUUUUAAGAGCUGUAUUUAGGGCCUACGUUCACUUCCGAUGGUAAGAAUAGCUGAAAACAGGACCGUUGCAGUACCAGCUCACUCUGUCAUGCUUUCAUGCAGGGUUUCCUCAGAUGAAGUGACUUCCUUCUAAAUAAUUGCCUGAGAAGCCAAAUACAGACAUUUAUGUCAAGACGUAUAACCCCCUUUGCUUAUUUAUGUGCUGUUUUUGAACUUUUGUAGAUCAGUAUGUACUUUUUUGUGCAGGUAAUGGUCUAUGGUUUGUUUUAGUCAUUUGAUGUCAAAGGUCCACAUUUCAGGCAGAGGUAGAGCAUGCAGUGGUGAACAUUUACAACAUGUUGCCAGACCUUCCUUUGCCUCGGGAUAUUGUGUGUCGGUGUAAGUUGUGUGUGCCACAACAAGCUAGUGUUGCUUCAAUGAGCCAAUAUUUUAUGUUUUUAAAAUGUUUUUUUUUUCUGAUCUAGUUAGCUGUCUUUUUGAAAUUUUCAUAUUUAAUGUAGGGUGAAAGAGUCCUGUAACAUACCAGCAUUUUACAAUAAAUGAACAGGAUUUGUCUCCA
Messenger RNA from Clupea harengus (Atlantic herring), 3204 nucleotides. It is a transcript of the gene triobpb, whose product is annotated as TRIO and F-actin binding protein b. Gene Ontology annotation, molecular function: actin filament binding. NCBI's taxonomy places the organism in Eukaryota, Metazoa, Chordata, Actinopteri, Clupeiformes, Clupeidae. Gene Ontology annotation, biological process: positive regulation of substrate adhesion-dependent cell spreading. The record is from RefSeq and is a predicted model, not a curated record. Gene Ontology annotation, cellular component: actin cytoskeleton.